AUGAUGGUGGUGCCUGGAAACGCUCCGGUCAUCCAACAGGAUCAUGUUCUGGAGCCUGAUUUAGGACGAGACUCCACAGAGGAUUCUGCCAUGGGCCCUGAGACCGAACCGGCAGCUGGGGAGGUCACGCCGGAGCUGGAGGAGGUGCGGAAGCUGCGGGAGCUUGUGAGGAGGUUGGAAAUAGAGAACCAGCACCCAAGAACCAAGGGUAGCAGGAAUGUGCUCGGAACAGAUGUGCAGGGGGAGAUCCAUACUGGUGUGGAUAACCAUGACACUGGUCUGAAUGGGAUGGAAAUUAAUAACAGCAUCAAUACCAUCACAGAGAAACGAGAGCUGCAGAUCAUGGCAGAUCUGCACAGCCAGUUGAGCAAGAUGAGGAAGGAGGAUGGAGAAAACAACUGCCUAAAAAGAGACAUGGAUGCCCCAACCCAACACACCAGUGCCACCCAGGAAUUGCCUCCCACCCUGUGCAAGGUGGAUGAGAACAUCAAAUAUUCCUCACAUGUGGAUACAAGUAAUGGCCCAGAGCUGCUGGGCAGCUUGGGCACUGCAGGUGUGGAUCCCUUGGCUCAUAUAACUGAACAAAAGCCCAGUGAGAAAUGUGGAGAUGGGGAAGGGCUUUCCAGUCGUGCAGAGCUGGAUGAGGUGAAGGUGCUAGAACUUGAAAGCUGCCAUGAAGAAGACGACAGCUGGCUCUACGUCUCCCCAAGGAAACCUGUCAUAGAUCCCAAACCAGACUCACCUUUAAAAUGGUGCCGACAGGUGCUGGAUAAUCCCAGUCCUGAGACAGAAGCAGCCUGUAGGACCCUUCUGAACAGACUGGAUCAAGCCAGUAGAUGGAAAAACCUGUAUUGCAGCCCGCUGGCCUCUCCAAGCGCACAUAACUUGAGUACAGAGCCAGGCUCCUCUAGCAAUGCACUAAACUCUCCAGGCCAUCUCAAAUCGACUAACAAAGCACUACUAACCUGUGGCAGCUCAGGUUACCUGAGCAUGCAUUCAGCACUGAGCUCCCAGUCAUCAGUGGACAGUGAGCUGAGCACAUCUGAUGACUCCAUCUCUAUGGGCUACAAGUUGCAGGACCUGACAGAUGUCCAGGUUAUGGCACGUCUUCAGGAAGAAAGCCUGCGCCAGGAUUGUGCCUCCAGCUCUGCGUCGGUCUCGCGGCGCAGCUCCAGUGCCUCCCUGCACUCCCUGCGCAGGGGCACCUACAGUGACCAGGAGUUUGACACCUACAGCCUGGAGGAUGAGGAUGACGACUGCUCCCUGUCCUACCGCAGUGCCCACCGCUACUCGCCGUCCCCGCUCAGCUCUCCCCGCUGCCAGUCCCCUUCCUCCACCACAGACUACGGCAGGUCAUCCUCAUCCCGCAUCCGACCCCCCAGGAGAUCCCUCCAGAGCCCCAUGCAGGACCGCCUCAAGUACGCCAACAGCGAAGAGGAGAUGCGCCACAGCAUGCCCAACCUGGCCAGGACCAGCCUUCGAGCCUUGGAGUCCGUCCGGAGCAGUCGCAGCUUGGAGUCUGACCUGCAGGUGCCCAACAGCCGAAUUCCAAAAACCCAGCAGCGCUCAGCAGGUCUGGCUCCCAGUAAGCUCAGGUAUUCCUCCAGUGCUGGGCAGCCUCCGUUGACGGUGCGCCAAGCCAUGAAGGCAGGGUCAUGCCCAAACUCUCUGCUGACACCACGGCAACCAGUGAAGGCCUGCAGCUACACCAGUCCUGCCACUGGAGUUCGCAAAGCACAGGCAGCUUCCCUCAGCACCAGCACCUCCAGGAGCACCACCAUGGGUACUGGGGCAAAAAACCCCCCUGUGAAAGCUCGUGCAUCUGUGGGAGGAGUGGCAGUGCCCAGGAGCAAGCCAACACCACCCUCCAGAAGGUUUCUUCAGUCAGCUCAGCCCACUGAGGAUGACUCCUGGAAGGAAGGGUGCUACUGA
Messenger RNA from Indicator indicator, 1932 nucleotides. Its product is annotated as SLAIN motif-containing protein-like. The transcript has 8 exons. Gene Ontology annotation, cellular component: microtubule plus-end. NCBI's taxonomy places the organism in Eukaryota, Metazoa, Chordata, Aves, Piciformes, Indicatoridae. The coding region runs from base 1 to 1932 and encodes 643 amino acids. Gene Ontology annotation, biological process: cytoplasmic microtubule organization; positive regulation of microtubule polymerization; microtubule nucleation. The record is from RefSeq and is a predicted model, not a curated record.